This is a messenger RNA of Oncorhynchus gorbuscha (pink salmon), 762 nucleotides long. RefSeq lists its product as uncharacterized. Gene Ontology annotation, cellular component: T cell receptor complex. NCBI's taxonomy places the organism in Eukaryota, Metazoa, Chordata, Actinopteri, Salmoniformes, Salmonidae. Bases 107 to 664 code for a protein of 185 amino acids. The record is from RefSeq and is a predicted model, not a curated record. The transcript is spliced from 6 exons. Gene Ontology annotation, biological process: negative regulation of receptor recycling; positive regulation of T cell receptor signaling pathway.
GAGAGAGAGAGGAAGAGAGAGAGAGAGAGAAGGAAAUAGAUAUAUACAGAAAGAGACAGAGAGAGAGAGUGACUAUUAUUUACUCUAUACCUCCAUAAUUAUUCUAAUGAUGUCAGACUGUACCUGGGGCAUAAUAUCUCUGACUUUAACCUCUCUGCUUCUCUUCAUCUCUGUGUGUCUCAAUCUCACCUGCUUUCUGAGACACAGGGACACCAGACACAAAGCAGGCAAUGAGGAGUUUCUUCCCCAGCAGCAUUAUCCAAGAGAGCGUGAAAUGCAGGAGGAAGAGGAGGAAGAGGAGAAUCAGCAGCAGGAGAAUCCCAUCUACGGAAACAUCACUACAGACCUGUGCUAUGAACCCAUGACCAAGCAACGUUCCAGAGACGACAGAAAGCCUGCGUCCCAGCCCUACCAUACCGACCUGAACUAUGCUUCUCUGGACCUGAACGUGGGACAGAUACCCAAGAAGAGGAAGCGUCGCUACCAGCAGGGCCAGGUUCAGGCCCAGACCGUGCCCGAGACCCAGAUGGGUGGGGGUUUCCUGGAAAUAGAUGCAGAGAUGGAGGCCUCCCUCCCCUCACGGAGUAGCAGCCCUCUGGCUUCCAGAAACAGCAUCUACCUCAACAGUCUACAGAUGGCACUAGAGACAGAGGAGAGGGAAUAAAACAGAGCCAAGGAGAUGGGGAGGGAGAUGGAGGAGGAUAGAGAGUGGGAUGGAGACAGGAAGUAGGGAGAGGGGGAGAAAGAUACAGUAGGUUAUGA